AUGAUCGAUUCUGAAAUAAAGACUCUUUUCGAUAGCGGGGUAUUAAUGUGGCGUGGUUUUACUCUCGAUCAAUUCAUGAACCAGUGCUAUUCAAAUAGAUUGGACCUAGGGAAAGGUAAACAAAUGCCCGUUCAUUAUGGCGAUAAAAAAAUAAAUUUCGUGACUAUAUCUUCACCUGUUGCCACGCAGAUUCCUCAAGCCGUGGGCUCUGCUUACGCUUACAAAAUGGCUCAAAAUAAUCAAUGCGUUGUGUGCUAUUUUGGGGAUGGUACCGCUAGCGAGGGAGAUGCGUUUGUGGGAUUCAAUUUCGCUAUUACCUUAAAAUGCCCCGUCAUUUUUAUAUGCCGAAAUAACGCGUAUGCCAUAUCUACACAUGUUAAAGACCAAUAUUCCGGUGACGGAAUAAUAUCUAGAUGCAUGGGUAUGGGUAUUCCUUCUAUACGAGUGGAUGGAAACGACACGUUGGCCGUAUAUUUUGCUUGUCAAAUGGCUCGCGAUCAUGCUCUUAAAUAUAUGGAACCCGUUUUUAUCGAAGCCAUGACUUAUAGAGUUGGUCAUCACAGUACUUCGGAUGAUAGUUCCGCAUAUAGAAGUAAGGAAGAAGUCGACUAUUGGAAUACUGAACAAAAUCCAGUUCAAAGAUUGAAAAAAUACAUGACUAAUCAAGGAUUUUGGAACGAUAAUCUUGAAGCGAAGUUGCAGAAGACGUCUAGAUCACAAAUAUUGGAGGCUUUCAACAAUGCUGAAAAAGAAUUGAAACCACCUAUUGACGAAAUGUUUACUGAUGUAUAUGAUAAGUUGCCUUUAAACUUGAUAAAACAAAAAGAAGAUCUACAUAGGCAUCUUAAAAUAUAUGGCAAACACUAUCCUUUAGACAAGUAUGCCUAACAAAAUUUAAAAAAUUGGUAUCGACAAUUAAGAAUUGCUCAAAAUAGAUUCGUAUUAUUUCUAAAAUGAUUUUUUAUCUUAUUUAUUCUACAUGAAAAAAAAAUAUUUAUAUAUUUUAUACUAUUAUAUUUUUUUAUAGUUUUAAAAAAAUUAUUAACAAAGUUUUU
Molecule: messenger RNA, 1055 nt
Organism: Gordionus sp. m RMFG-2023
Lineage: Eukaryota; Metazoa; Nematomorpha; Gordioida; Chordodea; Parachordodidae
Product: 2-oxoisovalerate dehydrogenase subunit alpha, mitochondrial-like
Exons: 6
Coding region: 1-888 (295 amino acids)
Biological process (GO): branched-chain amino acid catabolic process
Molecular function (GO): oxidoreductase activity, acting on the aldehyde or oxo group of donors, disulfide as acceptor
Source: RefSeq, a predicted model, not a curated record